Cuscuta epithymum is the source of this 971-nucleotide messenger RNA. NCBI's taxonomy places the organism in Eukaryota, Viridiplantae, Streptophyta, Magnoliopsida, Solanales, Convolvulaceae. The record is from the annotation of a GenBank genome assembly.
GUUAAUUGUAAAAUAUCAAAAAUAGCCUUGAAACUUAGUGUCGUUUUCGCUGCUGCAUCUCUAAGGAACUCAGUGUCGUUUUCGCUGCUGCACACAAUCCGUGUAUUUCGAUUGCAAAGGUACGAAUAUGGAGUCUGGAGCAAAUACGGAACUCCAAGGCGGUAAAGCGUGAAGCUUGGCUCGACUAAAUGAAGAAGAAACUGUGUUGGUGCAUUAGACGGGACUUAUGUUAAAGUUCAUGUGGACCAAAAGGAUCACAAUCGUUUCCGUUCCAGAAAAGGAGAUACUGCCACAAAUGUCCUUGGUGUUUGUAACCCACAAAUGCAAUUUAUCUAUGUUUUUCCUGAAUGGGAGGGGUCAGCUGCGGACGGUAGAGUCUUAAGGGAUGCCCUCACUAGAAGAUUUCGAGUUUCCCAAGGUUAUGCAAACUGUGAAGGGUUUCUAGCACCCUAUCGAGGACAAAGAUAUCACUUAUCUGAAUGGCAAAACAAUCAUCUUCUUCAUAAUGCGAAAGAGUUUUUUAAUAUGAAGCAUUCAAAAGCUAUGAAUGUGAUUGAGCGUGCAUUUGGAUUACUUAAGAAUCGAUGGGCAAUCUUACGAAGCGGGUCGUGGUAUUCUAUGCCUAUGACAUGUCGAAUAAUAGUGUCAUGUGCACUGUUACAUAACUUUAUUCGACAUGAACAUAACAUUGAUCCUAUGGAGGAGGAGGAGGAUCUAUCAGACGAGGACUCAGAUGAUCCAGAUGAUGAGUAUGAUUCAUUUGUUGGAGCUGACUUACGACCUAGUGAAGCAUGAACUACAUUUAGAGAAGAUUUAGUAACUGAAAUGUAUGCUUCUUGGAAAAAUUGAAGUCAAGCAUAAAACUUGAUGUUUAUUUGAAGUACAAUAUGAAGUUCAUUUAGAAGUGCAAACGUGUAUAUUUUGUGGAGUAAUAUUUUGUUACUAUCUUUUUGGGAAUUCAAACUCCAAUA